This is a messenger RNA of Ziziphus jujuba (common jujube), 4372 nucleotides long. RefSeq lists its product as uncharacterized. Bases 168 to 4160 code for a protein of 1330 amino acids. Gene Ontology annotation, biological process: meiotic chromosome condensation; mitotic chromosome condensation. The record is from RefSeq and is a predicted model, not a curated record. The transcript is spliced from 9 exons. Gene Ontology annotation, cellular component: condensed chromosome, centromeric region. NCBI's taxonomy places the organism in Eukaryota, Viridiplantae, Streptophyta, Magnoliopsida, Rosales, Rhamnaceae. Gene Ontology annotation, molecular function: histone binding.
UUCCAUAUAUAUAUAUAUUUUCUUUUUCUUUUUUUAAAGAAAGAGAAAAAAAUGAAAAACCAAUUAGGCGGGAAAAAAUUAAAUUCGAAAAGCAGUGUAAGAAGAGAAAAAAAGGCGGUCUUUUAUUACUGCCUGAGUCAGCGGUUUCAGAGACAAGCGAGGCCGUCAUGGAGGCAACGAUCGCCGGAAUCGUUGCAGAGAUAGCCGAAUUCCGUUCCCACAACCCAACGAACUCGGGAAUCGAAUCUCAAUCGCCGGCCAUUUCCGAUUCGUGUCUCUCAGACCUCCAAAUCCUACUGGACCAAACCUUCAAUGACGAUGAUUCAGAAGCCAUAGACACCCUCUACGAGAAGCUCUCGUCCAAGAACCUUUCUCCUUCAAGUCUCAUCCCUCCUAUCGCCUCAGUAAUGGAUUCUGGACCUACCCAUCUCUCGCUAUUUGCUUCUCAUGUAUACCUUUCUCUGCUUCUGUACCCUAAUUCCCCUGUCUUCACUCUCUUCUCUCCGGUGGCAUUCCUUUCUCUUCUCCGGUCUAUUCGCCGUUCUAUCAAGAAUCGGCCAACUGCCCAAACCGGUUCAAGCCAGGGCCCAGCUAAUCGGAAAAAGAAUCGCGCUCGAGGAGGCGGUCUGAGGAAAUGUGAUCCGAGUUCUUACGGUGAAGAUUGCGAUGGAGGCGAAGAGAGCGAGUUCGUUAUGAGGGCUUUGUUUCCUGUGCUUGAAAAGUUACAACUCGUAACUGGUUUGAUUCAUCUGGACCGUUUUCCAGAUAGUUUGAAGUCUUUAGUUCAGACAGUCGCUGAAAUCCCCGUAAUAGGAUUCGAACUUUGUGGAAAUUCAGGUAACUAUAACAAACUGAUAGACUUGUGCUCGUCGAUUCUGCGUGAAGUCUUAAAGCCUGAGCAUGGUGACGAAGCAAACACAGCUGCUGAGGUCUUGAAGUCAUUGUCAUCUAUGAUUCUUCAACCUAAAUCUCAUGCGGGGACAUUUGCUCUGGGUUUCGUGAAGAAGGAAAUGAUGGAGGUAGCCAAGGACUCUGAUGGUGUAAGAAAAGCAAUAUUGAAUCUUCCCAAGUACUUAGCCCAAAAGGCGCCAGAGAAAUCUGAGCCCAGAGCUUUGGCUGUGGAGUCAAUCACGGAGAUUGUUCGAGUCAUGGAAUUGCAGGAACAAACUGGGUUUGUGGAAUAUGUAUUGAAGAUGACCCAGGGGAAGGCCAACCUAAGGCUCUUGGCUGUUGACCUCAUUCCCAUGCUUGUUACGUCCUUAGCAGACCCAUUGAGGGAUUCGUGCGGAAUGAACUGUUUGAAAGCUUUGAUUCAAUGCUGUUCGGAUGUGAUUGCUGGAAUCCGAGCUCGUGCAUUGUUGAACUUGUCAGAAGUCGUGGGGAUUUUGACCCGUAAUGAUAGGGGGGAGACCAUGCUGAAAGAAUCUAUGGGGUUUGUCAAUUUGGGGAAGAGUGAAAUGGUUGAUCUUCUGAGGGAAAGGUGUAUGGAUGAGAAGGCGGCGGUGCGGAAGGCUGCACUUGUUCUUGUUUCAAAGUUGACAGCUCUAUUUGGGAGUGGCUUUGACGGAUCCUUGCUGAAGGCUAUGGGGGUGGCUUGUUCUGAUCCACUUGUUAGCAUCCGGAAAGCUGCAAUUUCAGCUCUUUCAGAGGCCUUCAGAAAAUUUCCGGAUGAAAGUGUGUCUAUCGAGUGGCUGCAUUCAGUUCCAUGUUUAAUAAAUGAUAAUGAAUCCAGCAUACAGGAAGAAUGUGAGAACUUGUUUCUGGAACUGGUAUUGGAUCGAAUCUCUAGAGCUGGAUCUGUGGGUUUGCCCAAAUGCGGAUCCAAAUCGAACAAUUAUGAUGUCAAAGCAAAAAGUUCAGAGAUAGACGACAAAGUGUUAUUUCCCGAAGGUGUUCUGGGUCUUUUAGAAGGGAUUUGCAAUGAAGAGGUGUCACCUUGGGUGAAGAAAAUUUGCACAAGCCUGGGUAAGAAGAAACGGUUGAAGCAGAAAGUUGCUAAUGCGCUUCAGCAUAUCAUACAGGCAACUGAAUCUCUCUGGUUGAGUCAUUCCUUGCCAAUAAGGAAGUGGACAGCCCCACCUGGAGCUUGGUUUCUUCUUUCAGAGGUGUCAGCAUACCUUGCAAAAGCGGUGGACUGGGAAUUCCUCCAUCAUCAUUGGCAGCUCCUUGACAACGAUGAUAUGGGAGGGGAGGUACGGAGUCCACUUACACAAGGAGAGGCAUAUAAAGAGGAAGAAGGUAUGGAAUCCAAUUCUGUUGCUUGGGCUGGAGAUCGUGUUUUUCUCUUGCAAACAAUCUCCAAUGUAUCUCUUGAGCUUCCCCCUGAACCUGCAGCAGAUUUAGCUCAUAAUUUGUUUUUAAGAGUUAAAGAGUUCAACAUGCAUUCAACUGAGGUUAAUGCUCAUGUAAAAGCACUUAGAACUUUGUGCAAGCGGAAGGCUUCAAAUCAAAAGGAAGCUGAUGCACUUGUUAUGAAAUGGGUUUACGAGCUUCUCUGCAAAGCUUCCCAAAUUUUAAAAAAUUACAUUUCAGAAGAUUCUGAAGGAAAUACAAAUUCCAUCUUUUCUACACCUCGAAGUGGGACCAAAAAAAGCAAGAAAGCAAAAGCCUUGUCUCGUUCAUUGUCAAGAGCAGUCAUAGCAGUCUAUACAAUUGGGUCCGUGGUUAUGAUAUGUCCAUCUGCUGAUACAAGAACGAUAAUUCCACUAUUGCACACUGUCAUCACUUCUGGGAAUUCUGAUCCAAAAUUGAAGAGAUUACCCGGCUCUACGGAAUCUUUAAGGCAAAAAGCUCCUUUGUUAUAUAAUCAUGCAUGGUUGACUUUGGGGAAGAUAUGCCUAGCAGAUGAGAAGCUUGCAAAGAGAUACAUUCCUUUGUUUGUUCAGGAACUUGAAAAGAGUGAUUGUGCAGCUAUUCGUAAUAAUCUGGUUGUGACGAUGGCAGAUUUUUGCAUACGCUAUACUGCUUUGGUUGAUUGUUAUAUAACAAAGAUCACAAAAUGUCUCCGUGAUCCUUGUGAACUUGUGAGAAGGCAGACAUUUAUACUGCUCUCAAGAUUGUUGCAGAGAGACUAUGUGAAGUGGAGAGGAGUUCUUUUCUUAAGAUUCCUUCUCGCUCUUGUUGAUGAGUCAGAAAAGAUAAGACAACUAGCUGACUACCUAUUUGGGAAUAUAUUAAAAGUCAAGGCACCACUUCUUGCAUAUAACAGUUUUAUAGAGGCCAUCUUUGUUCUCAAUGACUGCCAUGCCCACAAUGGACACAGUGAUUCUCACAGCUCAAAUUCAGAGAACAGACUUUUCUCCAUCAGAGGUAAUGAUGAGAAAUCAAGGUCUAAAAGAAUGAACAUCUAUGUUUGUUUGCUGAAACAAAUGGCUCCAGAGCACCUUCUAGCUACUUUUGCAAAACUAUGUGCUGAGAUACUUGCUGCAGCAUCUGAUGGUGCUCUCAAUAUAGCCGAUGUUACUGGGCAGUCUGUUCUCCAGGAUGCUUUCCAAAUUCUUGCCUGCAAAGAGAUCCGAAUCCCAACCCAUCAUGGAUCAUCAUCUGAUUCUGCGGACAUUGAUGAAGAAGGAGAUAGUGGAGCAUCCACUUCUGGUGGUGGUGCUGCUGCUGCUAGAGGAAGGGCUGUAACUCAAGCAGUCAAAAAGGGUUUAGUUCAAAACAUGAUUCCCAUUUUCAUAGAGCUGAAACGGCUAUUAGAAAGCAAAAACAGUCCCCUUAUAGGCUCUCUAAUGGAAUGCCUCAGAGUACUUCUCAAGGAUUACAAGAACGAGAUCGAUGACAUAUUGGUUGCAGAUAAGCAACUUCAGAAAGAGAUCAUGUAUGAUAUGCACAAGUAUGAAACAGCGAAAGCCAAAUCCGCAGCUGCCGAGGCUGUUGCAAGCAAUAAAAGAGCCACUAGCUUCAACUCACCUAAGGUUGCAAAUGGCAAACAGGUUACCAGCACAGGUGAUGCAAGACUUGCUUCAGCAAUGGCUGAUGCUAAUGCUGCAGCCACAGCUCGGUCUGUGCUUGAGGAAGUAAACAGGGGGAAGAUGACACCUCCUCUAAGUUCUCUCAAAAUGCCUAAACUCAAGUCUGCUGAAAAGGGAUGUAACUCAGGAUCAGACCGGCCUUCAGAGGUUAUUGAAUCUUUGAGGAAAAGGCUUGAUUCUGACUAAGUGCCCCUAACGCUUUUUAACAUGAUUCAUGAUUAACAAUUUGACAACUAAUCUCUGUAUAUAUAUUUAUAUAUAGAAAGACAGAGAGAGAACCGAAUCUUCUAAGUAAUUAAUUCUCUUUCUAGUGUAAUUGACCAUGUAUAUACUAGUACAUUCCCUAAUAUAUGAAAAUCUGAUGCUAAUGCUAAUGAGUAUACUAGUACAUUCCCUAA